Messenger RNA from Haliotis rubra (blacklip abalone), 1912 nucleotides. RefSeq names its product GTPase IMAP family member 7-like. The transcript is spliced from 5 exons. Lineage: Eukaryota; Metazoa; Mollusca; Gastropoda; Lepetellida; Haliotidae. The coding region runs from base 119 to 1528 and encodes 469 amino acids. Gene Ontology annotation, molecular function: GTP binding. The record is from RefSeq and is a predicted model, not a curated record.
GUUGUCUGCAUUUGCACGAACCUAACGGAUCAGGUCGCAAGCCACGCCACAGACAAAUCAGCCACUUAUAGAAGAGUGACAUUACCAGAUAUAUUCAGCUGGAUUUCAUUGGAACAAAAUGUGGGUCUGCAGAAAGUGCUUCCAUAAUAAUGAUAGAAAUGACGCAGUUUGUGCAAGCUGUGGAACGGCAAGGAUAGUGGAUAAUAGGCCUCAAAAUCCUGUUCUAGCUCCACCAUCAUGCCAGAAGUGCAAUUCGCCACUAGAUCCGAACAUUCGCCAUUGUUUGAAAUGCAAGAAGGCGGAGUUGAAGCCUUUUGUGGGCCCAGUUCCACGAGACUUUGUUAAAAAGGAUACAAAGGAGGAUCUCAGGUUGGUGUUGAUUGGUAGAACUGGCGGUGGGAAGAGCGCUACAGCAAAUACGAUAAUAGAUAAGGAGAACUUUGCUUCCAAGAGAUCGCUUGCAUCUGUCACAAAGAUAUGCGAGUAUGUAUGCGCUGAACGCUUUGGCCGAAUGGUUCAGUUAGUAGACACGCCAGGUCUGCUUGACACGAAUAUGAAGAAAGAUGUGGUGGAGACUGAGAUCAAGAAAAGCAUUGGAGUGUCCUCACCUGGCCCGCAUGCCUUCCUGUUGGUCACGACCUUAACGCAGAGAUUCACCGACGAGGAAGAGAAAGUUUUCAAAGAAAUAGAAGGCAUGUUUGGGAAGGGCAUGACAAGGCACUUGAUUGUUGUCUUCACAUGUAGGGAUCAGAUUACCCCGAAUACCGAAGUAUCCGAGUUACUUUUGGAAGCCCCUGAGUGCCUCAAGCAGUUAAUCGAAAGCGCAGGCGGCGGUUAUCUUUGCUUCAACAACAAAGGAACAAAUGAGGAGAAAGAAACGGAUGUCAAGGCUCUUUUUUCUCGCAUUGAUGAGAUGAUGGCCACAAACAAAACCCCUUUCUCUUCCACAAUGUAUCAGCAGGGAGAGGGACUGAUGAAGGAAACAAUCAAUAGCAGACAGAGGGAAGAAUAUGAGAACAUAUAUGAGGAUGUAGUACAAGAACAGCUAAAAGAGGAUGUGGAAGAAAAGAUGAAAAGGGAAAAAGAAUUCUGCCAGGAACUUCUGAAGGCAGCGCCCCAAGAUGUAGAGGCGAUGAAGAAAGAAAGGGAGGCAAUCAGACAGGAGAGGCAAACUGACGCAGAUACAGAAAAUACUUUAGCUGAUAUGUUGGAGAAGGAGGCGAAAAUAUUGGUUAAAACAGAAGAAACAAAACAGCAAAUUCAAAAUGCUAAGGGGGAAGAACGAAUGAGGAUGCAUAUCGAAUUGGCCCGUGAUGAGGAGAACAUCACGAAAAUUAAAGCAGAGAGGGAGCAAGCUGAAGACAGGGUGAAAAAGGAACGGCUGAUAUACUUAAAAGCAUUAGUAGAACAGUUUAUUCGGGAGCAGGAACGAGAGAAAAUUCAAAAUGGCGACAUCUCCACUCUUCAUACAUUAAUGGCUGCAAUUAAGAUCAUACCACACUUUCUGAAUCUGUUCCAGGAAAGUUGACAUUUGAUGUUGUAAAACAUCCAUUUGGGAUAAUAUUAGGUCUUUGCCACCAAGCAGCCAUUUUUUAAGAUAACUUUGUGAAUUUGUUAUCUUACUGAAAUCUUAAAGGUUGAGAUAGAAAAUUAUUUUAUUUGUAAUGCAUAAGUUUGUAAUUAUACUUUUACUUUCAUUGCACUGAAAACAUAAGCGAUGAAAAAAUUUCAAUAAAACGUAAUAAUCUUUCAUGAGAAAAGGAGUCCAUAUGACUAAACAUCAUCUGUGUAUGAAUCUUUAUCAAGCUGUGAUCAUACCAUGUGUUCGCAAAAAGGUGAGCAUGUCUUGGUUCAUCAGUAGCACCACCCAGAAUUUACACAUGCAAAAAAGCAAGUCAAUUCACACGAAAAA